Molecule: messenger RNA, 3013 nt
Organism: Dunckerocampus dactyliophorus (ringed pipefish)
Lineage: Eukaryota; Metazoa; Chordata; Actinopteri; Syngnathiformes; Syngnathidae
Product: delta-1-pyrroline-5-carboxylate synthase-like
Exons: 17
Coding region: 216-2555 (779 amino acids)
Cellular component (GO): mitochondrion; cytoplasm
Molecular function (GO): glutamate-5-semialdehyde dehydrogenase (NADP+) activity; glutamate 5-kinase activity; ATP binding
Source: RefSeq, a predicted model, not a curated record
UAUGUACCCUCGGUAACAAGAAGAAAACGUACGUAUAAGUCAUUUGUGAAUAGCAGUGGCGUCGCUCUACUCUCAACGUGGGCUGUGGAUGUGGCAGCUCAGCACAGCACCCCAGCCUGACUACGUGUCUUUCGCUCUGAAGUUCACUCGCAAGUGUAGUUUGGGCUAAUUUUCUAGUUUUUUUUUUUUUUUUAUCAUCGACAGGUUUCAGUGCCAUGUUUGCCAGACUCAACUUGUACGCUCACUUGUCGUCAAGAAUUAGGCAAGUGAGUGUCAGCCCUGUCUCUAUCAGAACAUAUUCCCAAGCAAAAUUCUCACACCCACGCUCACAUGGGAAAUCUUUUGCCCACCGGAGUGAGUUGAAGCAAGCCAAGCGCAUAGUGGUGAAACUGGGCAGCGCUGUAGUGACACGGGGAGAUGAAUGUGGCCUGGCACUGGGGAGACUGGCCUCCAUUGUAGAGCAGGUGGCCAUGCUGCAGAAUCAAGGCAGGGAGAUGAUGAUUGUCACCAGUGGUGCUGUGGCAUUUGGGAAGCAGAGACUAAGACAUGAAAUCCUGUUGUCUCAAAGUGUCAGACAAGCUCUGCAUUCAGGACAGAACCAGUUGAAGGAAAUGUCAGUUCCAGUGUUGGAGGCAAGGGCUUGUGCAGCUGCAGGGCAGAGUGGUCUGAUGGCAUUGUAUGAAGCUAUGUUUACACAAUAUAGCAUCUGCACUGCACAGAUUUUAGUCACAAACUUGGAUUUUCAUGACGAGCAGAAGCGGCGCAACCUUAACAGCACACUUCUUGAACUUCUACGGAUGAACAUAGUUCCCAUCAUUAACACCAAUGAUGCUGUUGUGCCCCCCCCUGUUCCCAGCAGUGACAUGCAGGGGGUAAAUGUGAUAAGCAUCAAAGACAAUGACAGUUUGGCAGCACGUCUGGCUGUUGAAAUGAAAGUGGACCUGCUAAUUGCCCUGUCUGAUGUUCAAGGCCUCUAUGACAGUCCUCCAGGAACAGAUGAUGCAAAACUCAUUGAUAUCUUCUAUCCUGGAGACCAGCAGUCAAUCACAUAUGGUACUAAGUCAAGAGUCGGCAUUGGUGGCAUGGAAGCCAAGGUGAAAGCAGCUUUAUGGGCACUGCAGGGUGGGUCAUCUGUGGUCAUUGCCAAUGGCACAGACCCCAAAAUCACAGGCCAUGUCAUCACAGACAUUGUGGAGGGAAAGAAAGUUGGUACCUUCUUCUCUGAAGUGAAACCUGCAGGUCCCACUGUGGAGCAGCAGACAGAGAUGGCCCGUCAUGCCGGAAGAACUUUAGCUUCAUUGCUCCCAGAGCAGAGAGGUGAGAUCAUCUGCUCACUUGCCGAGCUGCUGACAGAGAAGAAAGAUGAGAUUCUCAGUGCAAACAAGAGAGAUAUGGAGAUAGCAACAGCAUCAGGCCGUUUCUCCCAGGCUCUUAUCGACCGGCUGAGUCUGUCAACCGCUAAAUUGAACAGCCUUGCCAUUGGUCUGCGUCAGCUGGCUGUGUCCUCCAGAGACAGCGUUGGCCGGGUGCUGCGGAGGACCAAGGUUGCAAACAACCUGGAGCUGGAGCAGAUUACUGUCCCCAUUGGUGUCCUGCUGGUCAUCUUUGAGUCACGUCCUGACUGUCUCCCACAAGUAUCUGCUUUGGCUAUUGCCAGUGGAAAUGCCUUGCUGCUGAAGGGUGGCAAGGAAGCUUCCAACACCAACAGAAUUCUACAUCAGCUCACCCAAGAAGCGCUUUCUAUUCAUGGAGUAACCGAUGCUAUUCAACUGGUUAGUACACGUGAAGAAGUUGAAGAUUUAUGCAGACUGGACAAGAUUAUUGACCUGAUCAUUCCAAGAGGCUCAUCUCAGCUGGUGCGAGACAUUCAGAGAGCAGCAAAGGGUAUUCCUGUCCUGGGCCACAGCGAGGGUGUCUGUCAUGUCUACAUUGACAGUGAAGCGAGCAUAGACAAAGCUGUUGACAUCGUCCGAGACUCAAAGUGCGACUACCCUGCGGCCUGCAAUGCUAUGGAAACCCUCCUCAUUCAUCGAGACUUGUUGCGAACGCCAAUAUUUGACCAGAUCAUUGAUAUGCUGAGAACAGAACAUGUAAAAAUCCACGCUGGUCCACGAUUUGCAUCUUAUUUAACUUUCAGCCCAUCUGAAGUGAAGUCCCUGCGGACAGAAUAUGGGGAUCUGGAGUGCUGCAUCGAGGUGGUGGACAGCAUGGAGGAAGCUGUGGACCAUAUCCAUAAAUAUGGUAGCUCCCACACCGAUGUCAUUGUUACAGACAAUGAAGAGACAGCUGCACAGUUCCUGCAGCAGGUGGAUAGUGCUUGUGUUUUCUGGAACUCAAGCUCUCGCUUUGCUGAUGGCUACCGCUUUGGGUUAGGUGCUGAGGUGGGAAUCAGCACAGCACGUAUCCAUGCCAGAGGGCCAGUGGGUUUAGAGGGACUUCUGACCACCAAAUGGGUCCUUCGCGGAGAAGGCCACACUGUAGCUGACUUCUCUGAGCAAGGAAGUAUGAAAUACCUUCAUGAAAACAUCCCUGUUCCCCAAGGGAGCUUCAGCUAGUCUCUGACCCAAAGUGCUAUCAGUGACUCAAGUUUGCAAAAUGUCACUUGUGAGUAAAUUCAAAGUUUUGUGUUUGCAAAUAUCACUUUGCUGCUGCUGGUACAUUUCUUUGUGUAUCAAGCUUAGGAGCAGAAAGUUGCAUGCAGAACAGAAGCUAUUUAUGCCACACAACUAUGUCCUGGUUUUCAAAACCUGUGCACCAGUUGUUGACACAUCCUAAUUUAAAAACAAAUCAGUUGGGGGGGAACCAGUUUUGUAUUUGGUGAAGUGUGACAGGUCAAACUGUGGCAAAUGAAUCACUAACACAGUGGUAGUUUUUAACUUAUUUUUCUACAAAUUACUUUAUAUCCUUGCCUUUUUGUAUUUGACUGUAAGAGUUUCUGAAGAUUCCCGGUGCAGGUUUGUUUUGCUGUGUAUCUUCUUGAGGCAGAUUAUUUGAAUAAAUAUCUUCUACGGCA